AUGGCUACCGUGCGCGGCAUGGAGCAUACCAAAACCGACCAGGAACUGGCCAUCAACAUCAAGAAAGCCACCAAUGCCGAAGAGAUCUCCCCGAAGCGCAAGCACGUACGAGCAUGUAUCGUCUACACAUGGGAUCACCGGUCCUCGGCCGCCUUCUGGUCCGGCAUCAAGGUCCAACCGAUCCUCGCCGACGAAGUUCAGACGUUCAAGGCCCUCAUCACCAUCCAUAAGGUUCUCCAGGAGGGCCACCCCAGCGCUCUGAAGGAGGCAAUGGCCAACAGGGGCUGGAUCGAGAGCUUGAACCGCGGAAUGGGCGGAGGAGGUGAAGGCAUGCGUGGUUACGGUCCCCUGAUCCGCGAAUACGUUUACUAUCUCCUCGCCAAGCUCUCCUUCCACCAUCAACACCCCGAGUUCAACGGUACCUUCGAGUACGAGGAGUACCUGAGCUUGAAGGCCAUCAACGACCCCAACGAGGGUUACGAGACCAUCAGCGACCUCAUGGUGCUGCAGGACCAGAUCGAGCAGUUCCAGAAGCUGAUUUUCUCUCACUUCCGCAACGUGGGGAACAAUGAGUGCCGAAUCGCCGCCCUUGUACCUUUCGUUCAGGAGAGCUACGGUAUCUACAAGUUCAUCACCAGCAUGCUCCGAGCCAUGCACUCCACUACCGGCGACGACGAAGCGCUUGAACCUCUCCGCGAACGAUACAAUGCUCAGCACUACCGAUUGGUCAAGUUCUACUACGAGUGCUCCAACCUUCGAUAUCUUACCAGCCUCAUCACCAUCCCCAAGCUACCUCAAGAUCCCCCGAACCUCCUUGGCGAAGACGACGAUGCUCCUGCGCUCCCGGCACGACCAAAGCAGGAGAUCGAGCGACAGCCGACCCCUCCACCGGCGCCCAAGGACGAAGGCCCUGAUGAGAUGUCCGAAUUCUGGAAGAGCGAGUUGGACCGUCAGAACCGGGAGUACGAGGAGCAGCAGCGUGUGCUUGAGGAACGUCAGCAGCAGGCCCUUUUGGCGCAGCAGCAGCAACAACUCAAUGCGCAGCGGGAGUUUGAGGAGCAACAGCGCCUGCUGAUGGAGCAGCAACAACGAGAACAGGAGGCUCUCCUGGCUCAGCAGGCGCAGUGGCAGACUCAGGGUCGUCUUGCCGAGCUGGAGCGGGAGAACCUCAAUGCGCGCGCGCAGUACGAGCGUGACCAACUGAUGCUGCAGCAGUACGAUCAGCGUGUCAAGGCUCUGGAGAGCGAGCUGUCGCAAAUCCAGAACAGCCUCGGCCAGCAGAUGUCGAGCAAGGACGACCAGAUCCGAGCUCUUCAGGAGCAGGUCAACACAUGGAGGACCAAGUACGAGGCGCUCGCGAAGCUUUACUCCCAGCUGCGACACGAGCAUCUUGACCUCCUCCAGAAGUUCAAGGCUGUUCAGCUCAAGGCUGCCAGUGCGCAGGAGGCCAUCGACCGACGAGAGAAGCUCGAGCGUGAGAUCAAGACCAAGAAUCUCGAGCUGGCCGACAUGAUCCGUGAGCGUGAUCGCGCUCUUCACGACAAGGACCGACUGAACGGGAGCAACAAGGACGAGGUCGAGAAGCUCAGGCGUGAGCUUCGCAUGGCCCAGGACCGAGCCGACAACCUGGAGCGCAGCAAGGGCAACGAGCUCUCGACGAUGCUCGCCAAGUACAACCGCGAGAUGGCGGAUCUGGAGGAGGCACUGCGCAACAAGUCGCGCGCCCUGGAGGAUGCACAGUUGAACCUCCGAGAUGGAAGCUCCGAUCUUGAGCAGCUUCUCCGUGACAAGGAGGAGGAGCUCGAGGUCUACAAGGCCGGCAUGGAUCAGACCCUCAUCGAGCUCAACGAGCUCAAGCAGAACCAGGGCGAGACGGACCAUGCUCUCGACGGCCAGAUUGAUGCUCUGAUCCUGGCGAACCUCGACAAGAUCAACGACAUCAUCGACUCAGUUCUGCAAGCGGGUGUCGCGCGUGUCGACGAUGCACUCUACGAACUGGACUCUAGCAUGCAGGCCGGUAACCAGAACGCAUCUCCCACAUACGUCCUGUCGCAGAUCGAGAAGGCUUCUGCCAGUGCCAUGGAGUUUGCUACUUCGUUCAACAACUUCAUUGCAGAUGGUCCUAAUGCUACUCACGCGGAGCUGAUCAAGGCCGUCAACGUCUUCUCUGGCGCCAUUGCCGAUGUGUGCAGCAACACCAAGGGCCUCACUCGACUGGCAACCGACGACAAGAAGACCGACUCUCUAAUGAACGGAACUCGCCAAUCAGCGCUGUCGACUGUGCAGUUCCUUCGUGGACUGCAGAGCUUCCGACUCGAGGGCAUGGACCCUCUCCAGAAGACCGACGUGGUCAUCAACAGCAACAAUGACGUGCAGAUGAACCUGCAGAAGCUCAACAAGCUUGUUGAGACGUUCGCGCCGGGCUUUGGCAAGCUUGCCAACAAGAAGGGAGACUUGGGAGACCUCGUUGACCAGGAGCUGAGCAAGGCUGCGGAUGCUAUCGCGGCGGCGGCAGCACGACUUCUCAAGCUCAAGAACAAGCCUCGCGAUGGUUACUCUACGUACGAGCUCAAGGUGCACGACUCGAUUCUGGACGCAGCUUCAGCUAUUACCAAUGCCAUCACCCAGCUUAUCCAGGCGGCUACAGUGACACAGCAGGAGAUUGUGCAGGCGGGCCGGGGAUCAUCUUCACGAACGGCCUUCUACAAGAAGAACAACCGAUGGACAGAGGGUCUCAUCUCUGCGGCCAAGGCUGUGGCAUCGUCUACGAACACGCUCAUUGAGACCGCGGAUGGAGUCAUCUCCAACCGCAACAGCCCCGAGCAGCUCAUCGUGGCCUCCAACGACGUCGCUGCCUCGACUGCACAGCUUGUGGCCGCCAGCCGAGUCAAGGCUGGCUUCAUGUCCAAGAGCCAGGAGAAGCUGGAGCAGGCCAGCAAGGCCGUCGGAGCCGCAUGCCGCUCGCUUGUCCGACAAGUCCAGAGCAUGAUCAAGGAACGCAGCCAAGAGGAGGACCAGGUAGACUACUCCACACUCGGGGCCCACGAGUUCAAGGUGCGGGAGAUGGAGCAACAGGUCGAGAUUCUCCAGUUGGAGAACGCCCUGGCGGCCGCCCGGCAUCGCCUUGGAGAGAUGCGGAAGAUCUCAUACCAAGAAGAGUAA
Molecule: messenger RNA, 3162 nt
Organism: Fusarium keratoplasticum
Lineage: Eukaryota; Fungi; Ascomycota; Sordariomycetes; Hypocreales; Nectriaceae
Exons: 5
Coding region: 1-3162 (1053 amino acids)
Biological process (GO): clathrin coat assembly; endocytosis; actin filament organization
Cellular component (GO): actin cortical patch; clathrin-coated vesicle
Molecular function (GO): phosphatidylinositol-3,4-bisphosphate binding; clathrin light chain binding; actin filament binding
Source: RefSeq, a predicted model, not a curated record